Rhopalosiphum maidis (corn leaf aphid) is the source of this 474-nucleotide messenger RNA. RefSeq lists its product as uncharacterized. The annotation marks the transcript as partial. Lineage: Eukaryota; Metazoa; Arthropoda; Insecta; Hemiptera; Aphididae. The transcript has 4 exons. The record is from RefSeq and is a predicted model, not a curated record.
AUGUAUUUAUUACUAAGUUUUCUAUUUGUUAGUGUAUUAAGUUUUCCUAAUGGUAAUACAAACUCAUCAAAUGAUCAUUUACUUAUCGAACAUAGUGUCACUCUAGAGAGUGCUGAAAAUGCAAUUCAACAUCUUGUUCCAGAUUUGAUGAUAGGAUUCGGAUGCAAAAAAUGUACCGAAAGAGAAAUUGAAUAUUGUUUGUCCAAUGAUGUCAUUGAGGAUCAUUGUUGUUGUCAAAGAAAAUACCAUGAAGUAUUCCCAUACAUUGUACAUACUUGCUAUCUAAGAUCUAGAAAUUGUGAACCUACUGUUCGGGACUGUGGAGUAUUUGAUCGAUUAAUAACUUGUUGUUGCCAUCAUUAUCUUGGAACAAAAUGGAAAAUCAAAAUGUCAUCAUCCAUUAAUGGUCAAAGUCGAAAAAACAAAAACCUGUUUCUUUUUGGAUUUACUUUUUUUCUUUUUAAGUACAAUUAC